Hibiscus syriacus is the source of this 1300-nucleotide messenger RNA. RefSeq names its product zinc finger protein CONSTANS-LIKE 16-like. The record is from RefSeq and is a predicted model, not a curated record. NCBI's taxonomy places the organism in Eukaryota, Viridiplantae, Streptophyta, Magnoliopsida, Malvales, Malvaceae. Gene Ontology annotation, molecular function: protein binding; zinc ion binding. The transcript is spliced from 2 exons. Gene Ontology annotation, biological process: regulation of DNA-templated transcription. Bases 31 to 1227 code for a protein of 398 amino acids. Gene Ontology annotation, cellular component: nucleus.
ACUGCUCAUUCCUAAACGUUAGCUAAGCCGAUGAUCUCCGAUAAGAGAGCAGCGAAUGCCAUGGGAGGCAAGACGGCCAGAGCCUGCGAUGGCUGUUUGCUAAAGCGAGCUCGUUGGUACUGUUCAGACGAUGAUGCCUUCCUUUGCCAAGGCUGUGAUACUUCAGUCCACUCCGCUAAUCAGUUAGCCUGUAGACAUACAAGGGUUAGGCUUGAAACUUCAACUUCUAAGUUCACUGCUUCGGUUACUGCUAAUCAAGAUGAUGAUGCACCAGCAUGGUACCAAGGUUUCACUCGAAAGGCAAGAACCCCAAGGCAAAACAAGUCCAUUUUGGAGAAAGGGGAGGGAAAACUGUUGAAUUUGAACCCUAUUGAUCCUCUUGUUCCUGAUGUUGGUUGUGAAGAUGAGUCGGCCGAUGAGAACGAAGAAGAGCAGCUGAUUUGUAGAGUGCCUGUGUUCGAUCCUUUUUCUGCAGAAUUGUCUGAUAUGGUGUAUGAAAAUGGGAAUUUAAUGGUUCAUGGUUAUCAAGAUGAACGAAAGUGCGAGUUGGAUGAUGGAUUUAUACCAUCAGAUUUGGAUCUUGACCAGUUUCCUGCUGAUGUUGAGAGCUUACUAGGAGUUGAAUUGUUAGACUGCAAAGAGGAAGAUGAAAGUAAUUUUUUCCAUGAAAGCAGAAAAAUGGAAGUUAAAGAAGAAAAGGGUAUUAAAGCAGCUUGUUGCUUUGAUUCAGAUUUUGAUGUAACAAGAGCAUCGCUAGACUGGAGCUUCGGUUACGAGUCACCGACGACCGUUGACCACCACGAGGAAGAGAAGGUGGUUCCAGCGGCGGAGACACCGCUAACAGAUGGUGAAAGUAAGACAGAAAUGAAGAGGAACAUGCUACUGAGUCUGAAUUAUGAGUCUGUCAUCACUGCAUGGGCCAGCCAAGGCUCUCCCUGGACAUCAGGAAGCACACCCCAAUUCAACCUUGAUGAUUUCAUGGGGUCGAAGAAUACCAAAGAGAGCACAGGAGGAAUAUGCAGGCUUGGAAAAAGAAAUAUUACAGACGGUGAAAGAGAGGCAAGGGUAUCAAGGUACAGAGAGAAACGAAGUAGGAGACUGUUUUCGAAGAAGAUAAGGUACCAAGUGAGGAAGUUGAAUGCGGAGAAAAGGCCUAGAAUCAAAGGCAGGUUCGUUAAGAGAGCUUCCUUUAUCGGUCGGGAUUGCUUUUCAUACUGUACCAGUUAAAUUCAUGGAUAAACAAAGCUGCCAAAUCUUGAUAUUUGUUUCUUUGCAAGAAUUGGCAGGAGCAGUAGCCAAU